AUGGAGCAAACAAAGGGCAAGCUUCUUGGAAACGCGACGGAUACGCUAGAGGUUGAAGGUGAUGACGCUGAUCCCAUUUAUGACUCUGACGGUGAGGGGGCUGAAGUAGUACCCGGUGAUGUUGGGUUAGAAUUUGUAUCCAUGCUUAACAAUGAUCAUAAUCCAUGGGAGACCUGCGUUGAUUGGCCAACACCACCCGGCUUUGAUGAUUACUCCGACGAUGACGAUGGCGGCUGGGACGAGUCUGCUUGUGCUACAAAUACUGGUGUUAAUUUACUCAAUGGCGAUGACGAUUCCGCCAGUUUUGCUGCUCUUAAUGGUGAUAAUGAUUCCGCCAGUGUUUCUUCUUCAAUUGAUGUGGUAGCCACUGCCGGAGAUGCGUGUUUAGUCGCCAAGGAGCUGCAAAUUUUUUCGGAUGAUGCCGUAGCGGAAGCCUAA
This is a messenger RNA of Oldenlandia corymbosa var. corymbosa, 438 nucleotides long. Lineage: Eukaryota; Viridiplantae; Streptophyta; Magnoliopsida; Gentianales; Rubiaceae. The record is from the annotation of a GenBank genome assembly.